Lodderomyces beijingensis is the source of this 636-nucleotide messenger RNA. The record is from the annotation of a GenBank genome assembly. NCBI's taxonomy places the organism in Eukaryota, Fungi, Ascomycota, Pichiomycetes, Serinales, Debaryomycetaceae.
AUGAGAUUUGCUGUAGCUUUUGCCAUUAUUCCCUUGUGCACUGCUUGGUAUUGGAGAGCUGUGACUGACUCAACUGGCGGCAUUAUUGAGUCGUCAACUCCCAUCGCAGAAUUUGCUAGUGACGAGACUUCAACUAGAGCACCCAUUACUAGAGUUACCAGAGCAACUUCCCUGAUUGAUUUUGGCGCUUCGAGCGACGGCUUUGGGUUUGGGGAUACGACAGGAUUAGGAAACACAGACAGUGCUGUUGAAAGCACCACCACUGCUAAUUCAGCAAGAUCACUUUUCCCAGUCUCGUCGAGAGCAAGAAGCGUUGGAUCAUCUUCAGAGACCGAGGAUUUUUCCUCAGGAUUAGCUAGACAAUCAAGGAGCAGAUUCAGUGGAGAUGCAAGCAGCUCAUUCGAGUCAUCAGUUUCUAAAUUUAGCAGAACUGCCAACGACACCAUGGAGGAGACUUCGACUACUAAACCCGCAACUUCAGGUAGCAAGAACGAAACUGUGUCAAGUCGUGGAGGCACUGCUGGUGCCAAAUCUGCUUCAUCAACUGGAGCUGCUGCUGUGGUGACUAUUGCUGCUGCUUGUGCAAGUUGGUCAGCAGGUGCAUUGUUUUAUAUUGCUGCGCUUGUCUUGCUUUAA